This is a messenger RNA of Fusarium oxysporum Fo47, 1067 nucleotides long. Its product is annotated as Alpha/Beta hydrolase protein. The transcript has a single exon. NCBI's taxonomy places the organism in Eukaryota, Fungi, Ascomycota, Sordariomycetes, Hypocreales, Nectriaceae. The coding region runs from base 95 to 928 and encodes 277 amino acids. The record is from RefSeq and is a predicted model, not a curated record.
GUUCCUGUUAAACUUGUUAGAAAUCUAUAUGAUUCGCUGCUGUCACAAGCCAUUAUACUUUGUGUAAAUAAUUCGUUCUCGAACUACCCUGAACAUGUCUGAAGUACCCAUAGACGAAGAGAAACUACUCUAUUUCGAAGAACGCAACAAUGACCAGAAUGAAUCGAUAGUCUUCUUACAUGGUGGUGGAGGCAGUCAUGUCGAAUGGAAAUUGGUUGCUCCCCAGCAAUCACUGUCCUCUUAUCAUCUAAUCCUCGUCGACCUUCCGAUGCACUCUGGAUCUUGGGACAUCGGGCGCCCGUUGACACUCGCAUCAGCUGCUGAUGAAGUAUGCAAAGUCAUUCAAAAGCACACCCACGGCGGAAAAGCACAUAUUGUUGGCUUAUCCCUAGGUGGUUUCAUCGCUCUCGCUCUCACAUCUCGCCAUCCCGAUGUCGUGCUGUCGACGUUUGCAACAGGUGCUUACCCAUACAGAGGAAUGUUUAAGUGGUUCAUGGAGCACCCGAUGGCGAUGUCUAUUGUGAAUAGCAUACAGAGCAUUCCCGGUGUGCUUGAGGCAUCGUUGCGACGACAGGGAAUUGACUAUGAAGAAUGGCUUGCCGAAGCAAAGAAGAACCACUCCCCGGAGAGGUCCAAGGCGAUGAACAAAGAACUCAGUGCCUUCAGUAUGGAGGAUAUCAAAGCCGUUGCCGAUUCUGGAGUGAGAACUUGUGUUAUUUCGGGAGGAAAGAUGGAUCAGAUUGACCCUGUACGAGACAUGGGUGUUAUCCUGAGAGAGGGAGGGCAGAAGAAGGGAGUCAAGAAUGAGGCUGUCGUUGUGAGAAAUGCUUAUCAUCCUUGGCAUUUACAACUGCCAGAGUUGUUUGCUGCUGGAAUUGCUGCUUGGGUUCAGGAGAAAGAGUUGCCCGAAGAGUUUGAGAUCUUGUAGCCUAGUCAGAUCCAGGUACAGCUGUGAGAAGAGCAAGGACAACCUCUACAGGAUAACAGAAGUUCUUGAGGAGAUCACGAUUGUUCUAGCCAUGUUAUUGGAAAUUCCGUUUCGCAGUAAAUCCAGCGAGACAGGUGAU